Messenger RNA from Coregonus sp. 'balchen', 823 nucleotides. NCBI's taxonomy places the organism in Eukaryota, Metazoa, Chordata, Actinopteri, Salmoniformes, Salmonidae. The record is from the annotation of a GenBank genome assembly.
CUUGGUCUGGAGAGAGCUGAGACUGCUCAGAAGACUGUGGAUGUUAUUGCUGAGCUGCUGGAGAUAUAUGGCAUGGGAGCAAACUGCACGAAGGACCAGUCUGGCUUUACCUACCACAAUAGCUUCCUCAUCUCAUACAGGACUGAGUCCUGGGUGAUUGAGACGUCUGGGAAGUACUGGGCAGCAGAGAGAGUGGAAGGUAAUUAGCUAUCAGGGUUUGAGUUUGCCCAACUUGAAAACUUUUUUUUGUUGGUAAUAUGUUGUAUCCUCCUCUAGAUGGAUAUCGUAAAAUCUCCAAUUAAUACUCAAUAACAACCAAGAUAAAUAAGGAACACCCUGGGAGUAUGCCAAGAGCCAAGGCUGGUGGGAUGGGAAGGCCCCGUUCAGUUUCGCUGAGACGUACUCUUUCAUGACUACAGCCAGAAUAGAGAUGUCUGGCAGCCAUUACUGCGAAGUGCGGAACCUACUGGAGAGAAGCAAAGGUUAGUUGGUUAAAUAUGAAGAUUAUGUACAUCUUUAGGUUUAGUUGUUUGGGUCAAGUGUAGAAGAAUUGGGUUUGAUGAGAUAAUUUGAAACAGCAUUGAAUCCAUAUAGCAUGCGAACAAUUGACAAUGAAUCAGAGUAUUUAGGACAUAUCACAGCUGAGACGAUGAUGGAUAUCCUGAGGGACAAGGAGAGUUGCAUCAACAUGGAGGGUGUGUUCAUGACAACAGGAAGCAUGGUGUCUGUCGUACCAACAGACCCCACCCUGCUGGGGGUGCACUACAUCACUGGAACUCCUGACCCUGAGAGGUACAGUAUGGAGCUGACACACCCUACCUAG